Messenger RNA from Amphibalanus amphitrite, 1441 nucleotides. RefSeq names its product mucin-5AC-like. The transcript is spliced from 4 exons. The record is from RefSeq and is a predicted model, not a curated record. The coding region runs from base 136 to 1212 and encodes 358 amino acids. NCBI's taxonomy places the organism in Eukaryota, Metazoa, Arthropoda, Thecostraca, Balanomorpha, Balanidae.
GUUGCCAUGGCAACAAAGUGGCGUAUCUGACCGCUUGUUUCAAAACUACUCAUCCUUCGCGUCCCUUGGUAUUCAUAUGAUAAUUCUUAACUAUUAAUUCUCAAUCGAACGAGCAAAAGAUAAGUGCAAGCGGAGAUGAAGCGAAUAAUUGCGGAACAGAAAAAGCUUGAACUGUUUCAGCUCAUCCGUGAUGAACGCAAGACACUUUAUGGAGAGUUUAAGGGCCCCAAUGCCCGCUCGCGUAGGCUUCAAGAAUGGGGUCGCAUACGCGAGCGAGCCAUUCAACUUGGCCUGAUAAAUGACGCAACAUCGACGCAAAGCAUGCUGCAGGGUGUUAUAAAAAACACCCAAGACCGGACAAAAAAAAAAUUCCAGCAAAAGAACCAGUCGGGGGCAGGUGCAGUGGUCUGGACCCAGCUCGACGAUACCGUCAUGGAUUGCGUGGGCAGAGACAACUACCUGACGUCGUUUAAGGUUCCUGGCGGGAUUACCUGGGGCCAGAUGAUGACGAAUCAGCAAGAAGCCGGCCCAGAAACCGCACUGACAACCGCGGGAGAAACGUCAUCAGCACCCAGUAUCUACUUCACUACAGAAGACGGUCGGUUGAUAGGGCUGGGCACGCCGCUCGCCCAGUCUCCGGCGACCAAUGCGACCACGAUAACCACCACGGUCCUCUCGACCGUCCCCUCGACCAGGGCAGGCUCGUCAAACGCAACAACCCCUUCGACUGGUCCGCCCCAGGAAAGCGCCAUGGCUCUCUCGUCCGGCAAGGCCUCGUCAGCUGACGCAGCCCCUUCGACUGUUCCGUCCCACUCCCAGGGGAGCGCCACGGCUCUCUCGACCGGCAAGGCCUCGUCAGCUGACCCAGCCCUCCCGACUGGAGCGUCCCAGGAGAGCGUCACGGCUCUCUCGACCGGCGAGGCCUCGUCAGCUGACGCAGCCCUCUCGAUUGGUGCGUCCCAGGAGAGCGCCACGGCUCUCUCGACCGGCGAGGCCUCGUCAGCUGACGUGGCCCUCUCGACUAGAGCGUCCCAGGCAUCGGAGAGAAACCGCGAUGAGAUUGAAGCGCGCCUCCAGCUCAUCCGCUCAACGCCACUCUUCAGACGGACGCCGGAGGAGGUGACCCUGCUCCGCACCUACCUCAGCUUACAGAUCCUGGAGGACAUGCUGCAGGGAGGAACUCCCACACCAACCCUGACAUAUGUGCUAUGAGCAGGGCUGCGGAACCGCAGCUAGAGCUGGAUCCGGAGCCGCCGGAGCCGGCAUCUUUUGCCCGGAGAUGGAGGCGGAGCCGGAGCUGUCGAAGUUGGUGGCGACUCUGGCUAAAUUUGUUUGUUUUGUUUUUAAGGAAAAAGUUAACUUAAUUAGUUCGGUUUGACAGUCACGUGAAUGAAAUACGCCUCAAAUAUAUUAUUCCUUUCUUGUGAAGGAAAUAAACCGU